Rhipicephalus sanguineus (brown dog tick) is the source of this 1629-nucleotide messenger RNA. RefSeq names its product venom serine carboxypeptidase. The transcript is spliced from 4 exons. The coding region runs from base 85 to 1584 and encodes 499 amino acids. The record is from RefSeq and is a predicted model, not a curated record. Lineage: Eukaryota; Metazoa; Arthropoda; Arachnida; Ixodida; Ixodidae. Gene Ontology annotation, molecular function: serine-type carboxypeptidase activity. Gene Ontology annotation, biological process: proteolysis.
AGCAGCGUUGAAUGAGAGGAAGGCACCACGUUGCUGACUGCUGUAUCUGUGUGUCUGUGUCAAUUUGCUCUUGUGCGCGCUGACAUGAAGCUCUGCAAUGUGGCAGGUAUACUUUUCUCAGCUUCCGCCUUCAUAGUCGCAAAAUGCCAAGUUGCCAAGGUGGGCGAUGGGUCAAAGCUUGCUGCUCAACACGCUAAACUGAAAUGUCAGUACGUGGAGAAACCUGAACCUCCGAAGGACACAAUAUUAAAAGUAAAAGGAAGCGGCUUUCACAAUGAAGACUAUCUAAACACACUGAAGAAAGCCAGCCGUGUUUGUUUGCCAAAACCAUGCGAGAACAUAACGGCAUAUUCUGGAUAUAUUCCUGUUGACGAAAAGAAAGAGUCGUCAUUCUUAUUCUUCUUGCACAUUAAAUCAGAGGAUGAUAUGAAGAAACCUCUUCUCUUGUGGCUGCAAGGUGGACCUGGUAAAUCUUCGCUUUUUGGCCAAUUUCUGGAGAAUGGGCCCCUUGGAAUCGACACCUCAGGCCAACUCUUCUACCGACAACACACUCUUCAGCGUGAUUUCAAUAUAAUUUACCUGGACCAGCCUGUUGGAUCAGGAUACAGCUUCGAUAUAAAGGGGAAGUACCUAUCCUCGCUCGAAGAUGCAUCCACGCAUGUCAUAACAUUUUUCGAACAAUUCCUGGAAAUAUUUCGCGAAUACAAAGGAAGAGACUUCUAUAUAGCUGGCGAGUCUUAUGGAGCAAGAUUCACCGUUGGAGUGGCGCAUAAGUUAAAGAACAAGCUACCCCUGAAGCUCAAAGGGGUCAUGCUUGGCGUCGGUUUUCUAUUCCCUCUUCUAGACAUCAUUAACUCCACUGAUUUCCUUUAUUACGCAAGGCUCCUGGACAACUGCAGUCGCGAUUUGUUCGCUGAAAGAUUUGACAAUAUCAAGCACUUAGCUGCGCAUAAAAAAUAUCUGCUAAACGCUACUGUACUAUUGAGCCAAACAGUUUUAAACUUGCGUAAGCCAGGUCAAACAAGCCUAUUUGAAAAGCUAACCGGCUUCAAACACCACGGAAGCAUAAUAUCCCCUCAAGUACCCAAGGAAGCUCUUUUUUACUACCGUUAUGCAAAUAGCUCGGGCUUCAAAAAAAUUAUUCACGUUGACGCUACAAGGACACUUGAUGGCACGAGGUACAACGUAGCGAUGCAACUGGCGUUACACGACUUCUUUGUAGAUCACCGCGAAGCAUUACUUUACGUAUUAAAUAAUGCGCGUGUCCUUUUUUACACGGCGCAACUGGACGACGUGUUUCCGGCCCUUAACAUUGAUCAGUCCUUCAAGAAGCUACAAUGGCGAGGAUAUGAGGCAUUCAAAGUAUCUCAACGCAUGCAUUGGCACCGACAAAAUAACGCAUCACUUGAACUCCUCGGUUACUUGAAAAGAGCUGGCGCUCUCAUGUAUGCCAAUGUUUUAUUUGGAGGUCACUACAUUUCACUCGAUCGUUCGUCCGCUGUAAGCGAACUGUACAGCCACUUUCUGAAAGUCAUGAAAGGACCACCUGCACAGCCCAGUCCCGGAGAGACUAAUAGCUGUUAGUUCCAUCUACCGAGAUGUACGUGAAUCAAAAUAAACAAAGUAAAC